UUGGAGCUAACCCAGAAGCAGAUGGACCAGCCUUUUGUUGCCCGGAAGCACCCUGAGUCCAGAGGCCCUUUUUUUUUUUUUUUUUUUUUUUUUUUUAAUGGUGCCUCAGUCAGACAGCCCUAGAAUUUAGAUCCUGGGGCCAGAAUAAGAUCAAGAAUCCUGGCAGCUCAAGCUGCCUCAGCUGCCCCUUGGGUGGGUACCAUGGCCAUAGCUGAGUGCCAGUGGUGCUGUCCCAACUGGCUCUGUUUACAGAACUGAUAGCUGGAGCCAGGGACUGGGUCUGAGCAGCGUUUUCCCUACCCCUCUGGCCCCUUCUAGAGGCUGAGGACAAGGUCAGCACCACGGACAGCCCCAAGGUCCAGCCUGCCUUUCAAGUGCCUGAGAAGAGAUCUGGACUAGUCUGGUCUGGGGACCCGCCUCUCGUCCCUGCUGGCUAUCCUAAGUGGUUGAAGGGCUUCUGUGUCUCCCAGAGCAAUCUUUAUGCCCCAACCCGGCUUCUCACUUUCUUGAGUCGGGUGUCACUUCCAGCCAUGCCAAGUCCAGUGCCCUGAGGUGCGCCUGCUCGGGGUCUCGCAGCCGCUAUAGGUCGGACUUGAAGCCGCGGCCGUCAUUGCUCUACAAUCAGUGCAUGUUCCUUGCUGACGUCAUUCGGUGCUGUCCUGGCGCUAUAUAAGGCUGGCGGCGGUCCCGGGACAGACCCCGUGUUCCCCAAGGCGCCCUCAGCCCGCCCCGAGGGACAGAGACUGGAGCUUGGUCCUGCACGGAGCAGACGCUCUCCCGCAAACUGGCCGGUGGCACCAUGAGGCCGGCGGGACUUGCUGCGCUGCUGGCGGCCCUUCUGCUUCUGGCACAGCUGCGUCCGGGGAGCAGCCAGUGGAGCCCAGAGGCGGCCGUGGCCGGGGUCCAGGACCCGAGUCUGCGCUGGAGUCCCAGGACGCAGAAGCACGGCGGCAGCGGGGCCCGCGCCCUCCUCUUGUUGCUGGCCGAGCGCUUCCCACGCCGCGCAGGGCAGGGCCGGUGGGGAUCCGGGGCCGCAAGUGAGCGGCCGCGACGGGACGACCCUCCGCUGUCCAUUGACCUCACCUUCCACCUGCUGCGGACCCUGCUGGAGCUGGCGCGGACGCAGAGCCAGCGGGAGCGCGCCGAGCAGAACCGCAUCAUAUUCGACUCGGUGGGCAAGUGAUCAUCUGGGUCUGGGGCCUGAAACCCUCGACCUGCAUCCCCACCCCCAGGCUGGGCGUGAGGGACUGGAACUGACCUAGUCCCGCGCGGCUAGAGCGGCCUAGAGAUGCCCUGAGCACUCCCCACGAUACUAGUUUUUAAUAAAAGUGCUGAAGAGCCGUUGGCCUCUGUUUGGGGGCUCAGGGAACCACAGCAGGGUGGGAACCUGUGGGAAAGUGGGGCCGCCCAGACCGGAGAGAGGGAACCGGGUACUGCUGGAGGGCUCCGGGAGGACGGCUUUCAGCCAGGUUCCUGUGGUCCCCAUGUCCCCAAGUCUCCUAGGAACUCAAGCCCCAGUACCGCCGCAUCCCCACCCCACCCUCUUCCGUUGGCACUGGGCUCGCGAAUCUGUGCCUGAUAUCAAGGAGAUGCCCAAUAGGGGUUCA
Sus scrofa (pig) is the source of this 1607-nucleotide messenger RNA. The record is from RefSeq and is a predicted model, not a curated record. NCBI's taxonomy places the organism in Eukaryota, Metazoa, Chordata, Mammalia, Artiodactyla, Suidae.